This is a messenger RNA of Bactrocera latifrons, 3320 nucleotides long. RefSeq lists its product as uncharacterized. Gene Ontology annotation, cellular component: membrane. The record is from RefSeq and is a predicted model, not a curated record. The transcript is spliced from 12 exons. Gene Ontology annotation, molecular function: sugar transmembrane transporter activity. Gene Ontology annotation, biological process: transmembrane transport; carbohydrate transport. The coding region runs from base 7 to 2841 and encodes 944 amino acids. NCBI's taxonomy places the organism in Eukaryota, Metazoa, Arthropoda, Insecta, Diptera, Tephritidae.
AAAAAAAUGUUGACAGCGAAGUUACCAAUGCUUGGUAAACGGCAUCGCAUGCAGGUGCUGGUAGCGCUUACGUAUCACAUUAUGAAUUUUGCUCAUGGACUUGGUAUCGGCUGGGUGUCACCCACGGUGCAAAUAAUACAAUCGCCUGAGACACCGUUAAGCUUUCCCGUAACCGUAGAGCAGGUAUCAUGGAUUGGAUCACUCUUCGGUUUCGGCUUUUUGAGUGGAAAUAUUCUAUUUGGCCUCACUGCCAAUCGCUUAAGUCGGAAACUGAAUAUGUAUUUAUUGGCGCUGCCACAUAUGCUAUUUUGGAUCUUAAACUAUUUUGUACAAAACGUUGAGUAUCUCUAUGCAGGCCGCUUCUUUGCCGGUGUCACCAGCGGCGGCUUGUUCGUUAUUGCGCCAAUGUUUCUUAGCGAAAUUCUAGACAAAGAUGUUCGUGGCACACUCAUGUCUAUGGGUAUGUUGUUUCUCAGCUGCGGUGUACUGAUCGGCUUCAUACUACCCACAAAAGUUGACUACUAUAUAACACCGUGUAUUGGGCUGGCGCUGCCCAUAAUUUAUGUUGUGGUGUUUUGCUUCUUCCCGGAAACACCACAAAGCCUCCUGAGAAGUGGUCGCUUUACCGAAGCGGAAGCCGCUUUCAAUUUCUACAAAGGCUUUGAUAAUGGUGUUGACGUGCAGUUGAGUCGGAGAGUUGAGGAGUCGAAAACAGCAACGGAAGUACAAAGCGAAUUUGAAGAGUUGAAAACGAUCAUUUUGACAGGAAACGCUAACGUGACUGUAAAAUURCAAGACUUUUUUGAAAGGUCAGCACUCAAAGCAUUUGCCGACACAUUUGUGCUCUGCAUACUGUAUCAACUUUCAGGCAGCUUCGCCUUCCUCAACUACAUGACUUCAAUAUUUGCCGCUUCGGGCUCCACAAUGGAUCCAUAUUUCUCUACCACAAUUGUGGGCGUAACGCAUAUAUGCGGCACGUUCGUCGCCACUGUUUUUGUGGAUCGAUUUGGUAGGAGAGCUCUGUUGUUUUCUUCCACGACCGCCAUGAUUAUUGGCAUGUUCGGAUUCGGCGCUUUUGUACAGUUUACCGAUGCGGCCAUAAAAGCUCAGUAUGAUUGGGCACCACUUGCUUUCAUGGUUGCUGUGGUUUUCACUUCGGCGUAUGGACUUUUUGGAAACUUCUUCACCAUAGUGGUGGAAAUAUUGCCGGCAAAGAUCCGUAGCCCGGCCUUAUCGAUUUCGAUGUGUUUUGUGAGCCUUUUAGUGUUCGUGAUUCUGAAGUUAUACCCUUAUUUCCUGUUCGAAUUGGGCAUUCCAGCUACUAUGUACACUUCUGGGACAAUAUCUGUUGUUACCACCAUAUAUUUGUUUAUAUUUCUGCCGGAAACAAAGGGAAAAUCAAUGGAAAAGGACAAGAAAAGUACAAAAGCAAAAAUGGUGAGGAAGCAAGGACUAACAAUUUUUAGCAAACGUUAUCGCAUGCAGAUUUUGGUAACACUUGCAGCUCACAUAAUGACGCUUUCCCAUGGCAUUGGUCUUGGCUGGCUCUCGCCAACACUCUUAAUAUUGCAAUCCCCUCGAAGCCCUUUAGAAUUCAAAGUUGCCGUUGAAGAUGUGUCCUGGAUUGGUUCGAUUUUCGGUUUGGGUUCACUUAGCAGUAACAUAUUCUUUGGCCUCUUAGCGGCUCGCAUCUCAAGGAAGACAAAUAUGUUUCUUUUGGCCAUACCACAUAUGCUCUUUUGGAUCCUAAACUAUUUCGCACAAAGUGUCGAGUAUWUCUACGCAUCGCGUUUUUUUGCGGGGCUAACCAGCGGCGGACUCUAUGUCAUUGGCCCUGUCUUUAUUAGYGAGAUUUCAGCUAAAGAAAUACGCGGCGCACUCACGUCGUUGGCAAUGAUGUUCUACAGUUGCGGCAUUCUAAUUGGUUUCAUACUGCCCUCUUACCUCAAUUAUCAUCUUAUACCAUGCAUCAUCAUUUUCCUAUCCAUAAUAUAYUUGGCUGUAUUGUCGCUUUUUCCGGAUACACCCGGGAGUCUCUUGCAACGAGGUCAACUGGAAGAAGCAGAGAAAGCUUUCAAUUUCUAUAAUAACAUUGAUAGAAAGGCUAUUAUAAGGGAAUUGUGCGUCAAUGAGCUGCAAACGUCGACAGCGAAAAGUGAUUUUGAGGAGCUCAAGGCGUCGAAAUUAGAAGGAGGGAAAGCCACGUCUAUCACUUUGCAAGACUUUUGCAACAAGUCAGCUUUAAAGAAAUUCGCGAUCGCUUUUGUACUCUGCUUACAAAAUCAGUUUUCGAGCAGUUUCGCUUUCGUAAAUUAUAUGUCGCAUAUAUUUGCYGAAUCCGGUUCGACAUUAAAUCCACAGGACUGUACUAUCUUUGUGGGUAUGGUGCAGAUAUUGUGCACACUAUUGGCUUCCAUUUUGGUUGAAAAGUUUGGUCGUAAAACACUAAUGUUGACCUCGACCGCUGGUAUGGCGCUUGGCAUGUUCGGCUUUGGUGCGUUCGUACAAUUCACGGAUGACGCAACAAAAGCCGAAUACAAUUGGGUUCCACUGGUGGCGGUUGCUUUUGUCACCGCAACAGCCUCUUUUGGCGUAAUCUCGUUGACCUUUACGAUUAUUGUGGAAAUACUGCCGGCAAAGAUUCGCGCUCAGGCUCAGUCGAUUGCAAUGAUGUUUUGCAGCAUUAUGGUCUUCAUCACGCUGAAGUUGUAUCCAUAUUUUCUCUUCAAUCUGGGCAUACCGAUCACAAUGUAUUCGUGCGCCAGCUCGUGUGUGAUCACCGGAAUUUACUUGCUUAUAUUUCUGCCAGAAACGAAGGGCAAAUCAAUGGCGAACGAUUGACAAACUAAUUAACUCAUUAAUUAAUUAAUUGUUACGGAAGUUGGUUGAAUACGAAAUAGGGACAUUUAAUAUUUAAAUAUAAGUCGCUUGGUAGCGAAAAAUCCACAUCAUGUAGUUAGAAAAUGCAUCGCGUGCUUAAUAACCCAAAAACUAAUAUUAAUAAUUUGGAAUAACCGAAAUACAGGUGAAACUGUCAGGGAUGUGGUUGAAUGCUGGACUACAGUCAACAGAAUAUAUGUGAGAGGAAAAACAUGCGUUUGCUCCCAUAAAAGCAUGUUCUACUGAUUGAGCGCCCAGCAGCAUUGCCAAAAUGAAUUAGUAGAACGGCGAUAAAAAACCGGCAAUUUCCAGAUUAUUUUUAAGUAUUAUAACUAACACAAUAAAAUUAAGUGAAAUAAGUGUGUAAACAGUUCUUCGACACAUUUCACAUCGAUCAUGAAGUCGAUUUACACAGAGAGAGUAUAAAAAUAAACUUUCAA